Molecule: messenger RNA, 3147 nt
Organism: Colius striatus (speckled mousebird)
Lineage: Eukaryota; Metazoa; Chordata; Aves; Coliiformes; Coliidae
Gene: GJA5
Product: gap junction protein alpha 5
Exons: 2
Coding region: 357-1466 (369 amino acids)
Biological process (GO): cell communication
Cellular component (GO): connexin complex
Source: RefSeq, a predicted model, not a curated record
GAUGCAUGGUCCUUAAAGGAAAAACAACAGGAAACUAGGUUUGUGAAAAGAGAGAUUAAGCUGGAAGAGGUGAGAGAGACAAGAAAAGUAGGUGAAGAAAGAAGAGAGGGAAAGGCAGAGAGGCAAUGAGGAAGACAGCAAGUGACACAGAAAGGGGGUGGAGAAAAAGAGAGGAAGAGAGAGAGAACCAUAUUAAAGGAAUAAAACCAAGCAACUGAGAAGAACAAGGAGUCCAACUCAACUUCAGAAAGGAAAAGUGCUAAAGCAAAGAAAGGAGAUAGAAGACGAGAUAAUAGAAGCCAGAGGCUGUGUUCAGUUCUCCCUUCAAGACUCCUCACCCCUCCUGGUGAGCAGAAAUGGGGGACUGGAGUUUCCUGGGAGAGUUCCUCGAGGAGGUCCACAAACACUCCACAGUGGUAGGGAAAGUCUGGUUGACUGUGCUCUUCAUCUUCCGGAUGCUGGUGCUGGGUACAGCAGCUGAGUCCUCCUGGGGGGAUGAGCAGUCUGACUUCAUGUGCGACACCCAGCAGCCCGGCUGUGAAAAUGUCUGCUAUGACAAGGCCUUCCCCAUCUCCCACGUCCGGUUUUGGGUUCUCCAGAUCAUCUUUGUCUCCACCCCAUCGCUGGUGUACAUGGGCCAUGCGAUGCACACGGUGCGCAUGGAGGAGAAGAGGAAGAUGAAGGAGGCAGAAAUGGAGGCCCGGGAGAUGAAGAACAGCGGUGACACAUACUACCAGCAGAAAUGCCCCGUGGUAGAGAAGGCUGAACUGUCCUGCUGGGAUGAAUCAGGAGGCAAAAUUAUACUCAGAGGCAGUCUGCUGAACACCUACGUCUACAGCAUUUUGAUUCGCACUGCCAUGGAAGUGGCCUUCAUUGUGGGACAGUACGUCUUGUACGGGAUCUUCCUGGAGACCCUGUACAUCUGCCAGCGGGCACCUUGUCCCCACCCUGUCAAUUGCUACGUUUCCCGGCCCACAGAGAAGAACGUGUUCAUCGUCUUCAUGCUGGCUGUGGCAGUGCUCUCCCUGUUCCUCAGUCUGGCUGAGUUGUACCACUUGGGCUGGAAAAAAGCCAAGGAGAGGUGUUCCCGGUCUUACAAAGCCAGCUCCAGCACAGCCCCCGGCAGACUGGAGUCUGCCCCACAAAUAGAAAGGUCCCAGAUGUACACACCUCCACCAGAUUUUAACCAGUGCUUGUCAAGUCCCAGUGGGAAGUUCAUCAGCCCCUUCAGCAACAAGAUGGCAUCCCAGCAGAACACCGCCAACUUUGCCACCGAGAGAGUCCAUGGCCAGGAAGAUGCUGCUGGGGAAGGGCCCUUUGUUAAGUCCAGCUACAUGGAGAGCCCAGAAGUGGCCAACGAAUGUGCAGCACCCACUUUCCCCGAGAACUACUUCAAUGAGAAACGUCGGUUCAGCAAGACCAGCCGUGCCAGCAGCAAGGCAAGGUCGGACGACUUGUCUGUGUGACCUGUUGCGAAAGAGGGAUGAGGAGAAGGAGCAGUCUCAACUCUUAGUACAAUUUCCACAGAGCGGACUCCAGACUCUUGCCACUAACCUCUCUCUGUUUUAACACUCUCUUGAUCCUUUUCAGUGAAGACCAUUAUAUUGCAGAUAGCACCUCUCAUGGCUUAAGGCAGGGGCAGCCUCUGGGAGACACAGACUGAAGAGAGGCACCAACCUGGAGAUGUGAAUAUCUCAGCAAUUUCAUCAAGGGACCCACAGGGCUUGGAGACUCACCAUCCUCAGAUGGUGACUCCUGAGGCUGCCCAGCAGCUAUCCACGUCAACACUGUAUUCAACAGACUGUCUGGACCUCAAACCCCUUGCAUCUUCUUUGGUGUCUUUUCAGCUUGGCAAUUAUGCUGGGCUGAAGCUUCUCUCACCCACAGAGAGCAGAAACACACUGGUAGCCUUUCUGAAAGAACAACUUUCUCAUCUGCGUUGCUCUUGCUCUUUCUAACCCUCCCUUUCUCUACCUGAACCCAGAUAUUUUAUACCAGUUUACCUAUACAGUAAAUCCUACUUGAAUUUUUGGACACUGUGUAUAUAACUCUUCCCCAUAAAUAAGGAUGGCUGCGGUCCCCCACGCACAGUUGCCUCACGUCUAACGUUGGAACCCCUUCCUCAUUCCUAAGUCAGCGCAGCACACGGCCCCGGGGGUAUCAUUUAGAUGACCAGUUGAUGAACACUAGGGAAUUUUCCCAAGAUGCUUACAUCAUCAAUUCCAAGCAAGGUAUCCAUUAACAGUAACUGAGACUCUCCAGUGAGAACAGAUAUCUUACUAGUGGAAAAGAGGAAUCAUCACAUGGAAACAAAGUAGCUUUCCCCCUUUUAAAACUCAUCUUUCAAGCAACCUGAAUGCUACUGAAAGGGUGGUGCCAGCUGCCAACUAAAGAGGAAAACAUCCUCUGUUUAUCUGCAGAGGAGGUACAGCCUGUUUCUUCUCCUUACUAACCUACCAAAAUUUCAACAUCUUUUGCAAUGAGUAAGAGUCCUCUCCAGGUCCUGUACUUCAUUCAGCUCUUGGCUGCUCUCUCAAGACUGCCAGCCAAUGCAAGCCAAGAUAUUUGUCCCUGCAGCAAGUCCUUGUUCUGCCAUCAGGUCAUCAUCUUUACUCUGUCCCUAUCACAUGUGGCAUAAGAAACCACCCAUGGACCAGCUCUUUCCACCACUGUAGCCUCUCAGAGCAGUCAUUGAGCCCCAACACUGCACAGUGAGUCUGGUGGGUGAGAUCUGUAGGCAGCUCCCACUCUCAAUGCAGAGCUGACAUCCCUCUUAGAGAUUUGCUAAACAGAGUUAAGCUGCUCCCUGUUGUUUGCUGCCUUUUCAGAGAUGUGCCACAGCUCCCAACACAGGACUGCGUGAGCAAAUGGCUGGGGAACAGCUGAUGAGUGGACUGUUUCAUCUCUUAGGGCCUCUGAAGGGACUGUGAAUCCUUGCUUCUUGAUACAUAGCUAGCUUUGGUACAAUUCCCUGUACAUAUACAUACAUAUUCACACACAGAGGGGGGGAAUCCAUUUCAUUUUUGUUUGUUUGUAAGGUGUUUUAUACAUGUGUAUUUUUUAAUCCCGAAAAUACCUGUGUGCUCUCCUUAACACAAAAUUUUAGUCAAUUGUGCCUAGGUUUCUCCUAAUAAAGUUCUAAUUCCA